AUGGCGAGCUCUCUUCCUCCUAAUGGUGCCGCCUCUCGCGCUCACGACAAGGCGAACGAGAUCUUGACGGACGACGCCGCAGCGAAAGCCAACACCACUGUGCACACCUUCGAUCCAGAUGCGACACCAGAGCAGAAGGCCAGUAGUGCUGGAAAGGCAGAAGUUGCCAUCGACACCGGAAGGACCGAUGUUAUACCCACCAUCACCAUCGAGGAUAUGGACAAGGAGGCCGAAGAAGGCAAGGAAGAGGACACCACUCCCUUUCCUGGCGCCAUGCCGUCGCGAGCCGUGGCCGCCAUUCCCGAUUGGUACAAAGUCGGGUGGCGCGCAUUUACCGACCUUGACAAGCCCGAUGAUCAGGACAAGAAAGAUGAACGCAUGCUGCAUGCCUUCAUCUCGGAGCAGUAUUACGGCGACUGGUACCACAAUGCUGGUAUCAUCAUCUUCGCCGUGUUUGCUUCACAUUUCCUUACACGUUUUCACUUUGGCUGGGGCUGGCUAUUGAUCAUACUCGCAAUCUGCAACCAAUACUACACCACUUCCAUUUCACGCGUCCGACGGCGUGCACGGGACGAUAUUCAACGCGAGCUUGUCAAGACGCGUCUUGCCUCGGAACACGAGUCCGCCGAAUGGCUAAACCACUUCCUCGAGCGUUUCUGGCUCAUUUACGAGCCUGUCCUCUCUUCGACCAUCGUGGCGUCCGUUGACCAAAUCCUUAGCACCAACUGUCCACCAUUCCUGGAAUCUCUUCGUCUCAGCAGCUUCACUCUGGGCAGCAAGGCGCCACGCAUCGACAAAGUGCGCACAUUCCCUAAGACGGCGGAAGAUAUCGUUAUGAUGGACUGGGGCUUCUCUUUCACUCCCAAUGAUGAUUCAGACAUGACUCCCCGUCAGCUGGCCACCAAGAGCAACCCAAAAAUUGUACUGACCAUUCGGGUCGGUAAGGGUGUCGCGUCCGCAGGCAUGCCCGUCUUGGUCGAGAACAUGACCUUCAGCGGUCUCAUGCGUAUCCGCAUGAAGCUUAUGACUAACUUUCCUCAUGUACAAGUCGUUGAUCUAUCUUUCCUCGAGAAACCUGUGAUCGACUAUGUCCUGAAACCUAUCGGUGGCGAGUCGUUUGGAUUCGAUGUUGCCAACAUUCCAGGCCUGUCUUCUUUCAUCCGCGACAUGGUCCAUUCUAUCCUCGGACCUAUGAUGUACGACCCCAACUGGUUCACACUCAAUUUGGAACAACUGCUUUCGGGCGCUCCUCUGGAUACCGCCAUCGGCGUAGUCAAAGUGACCAUUCAUUCCGCGCGCAGUAUCAAGGCUAGCAAAAUUGGAGGAGGAACGCCGGACCCUUACGUGAGUCUCAACAUCAACAACCGGCAAGAGCUCGCGAGGACGAAAUACAAGCGCAGCACCCAUAACCCCACAUGGAACGAGACCAAGUUCCUUCUCGUCACCAACCUUUCGGAGAACCUCUCUCUUGCUGUUUUCGAUUACAAUGAACACCGCAAGAAUACCGAGCUGGGGGCUGCUAUGUUCGAAUUAUCGAAACUCGAGGAAGACGCGACUCAAGAAGAUCUCGAAGCCCCUAUUCUAAAAGACGGCAAGACUCGGGGUGACCUUCGUUUCGAUGUAUCCUACUUCCCGGUGUUGAAGCCUGUCACUAAUGAGUCCGGCGUUGAAGCGCUGCCUGAUUCUAAUGUGGGGAUAGUUCGCCUGGUUCUGCAUCAAGCGAAGGACCUAGAUACCACGAAAUCACAUUCUGCCGACAUGAACCCAUUCGCAAAAGUCUUCCUCGGAAGCUCAAACUCGCCGGUCCAUUCGACGCAGAAGGUGAAGCACACCGUCCAGCCCGUCUGGGAGUCCGCUACCGAGUUCUUGUGCACGGACCGCACGUCGUCCGUCAUUACCGUCAAGAUCAUCGACGACCGCGAUUUCCUCAAGGACCCCGUCGUCGGCUACACCUCUAUCCGUCUGGAAGAUCUACUCGCCACGCGCACCGAAGCAGGCAGGGACUGGUGGAGAUUGAGCGGUUGCAAGAGUGGCCGGCUGCGCUUGAGCGCGGAAUGGAAGCCGCUGAACAUGGCAGGAGGCUUGCAUGGCGCGGAUCAAUACACACCCCCUAUCGGCGUCGUCCGGCUCUGGCUGCAGAAGGCGACGGACGUCAAGAAUGUCGAGGCUGCGCUCGGCGGAAAGAGCGACCCAUAUGUACGCGUCCUCGUCAAUAACACGAUUCAAGCUAGGACCGAGGUCGUCAAUAACAAUCUCAGCCCCGUAUGGGAUCAAAUCAUCUAUACUCCUGUUCACUCACUGCGAGAGACAAUGUUAUUGGAGGUUAUGGAUUACCAACACUUGACAAAAGAUCGAUCGCUUGGCACUGUCGAACUCAAGGUUGCCGAUCUGGCACAGGAGUCCGAUGACCCUCGAUUCCACUAUUCAUCGUUGGGAAAGAAGGAGGUUGUGGAUCCAAUCCGUCUCGAUCGCGGUAACUCCUACAAGGGACAGCUGCACUACGUCGCCGAGUUCGUGCCCGCCAUCGCUCUCAAGGGUGUCAAGUUUGAUACGUCUCCGAAUGAGCUGCAAACCGCGAUUGAGGGCGGCGGCGGCGAAGAGGAUGGUGAAGUCGUGUCGGAUGCUGCUUCGUCGAUCUCAAGCUCGAGCGAGGAGGCUCAGGCCGUGCCACACGGCGUCACUGCGAGGGCACCCAUGGGUGACAGGAGUCACACGAAGGGCGCAUCGUCCACGGACACCACUGGUACGAAGGAGACAACCAAGUCGACCGAGCCGCAGAGCCCUAUCGUGUCUUCGUCGAGCGAGCCUGAGGACAAGGGCGUAGAAAUGAGCAGGGAGGAGCUGCUUCGGCAACAAUCUGGCAUCAUCAUCUUCAACGUCAAGUCUGGUGAGCUGACGAAGAAGGCACGUCUGGAGGUUCUUCUGGACGAGGGCUACUGGCCAGCCUUCAGCACGGCGAAGGCACACGGCCAUCGCGCGGCUUGGGAACAUGUCGGUGAAGGGUUCCUCAAGGAGCUCGAUUUUGGUCGUGUGUGGUUGAGGUUGAACGAGGCUGAUGAAGGGGAGAAGGACGACAUUGUCGGCGAGUGGAAGGGCGAUGCGAAAGCAUUCUUGGGACAGACUCUCGAUGAGCCGGCUAAAUUCGCCCUCUUGGAUGAAGACGAGAAGGUUGUGGCCACCGUCGAAAUUGAAGCACGCUAUGUUCCCGUUCCUGUAACCCUGGAAGCUCGGGAAAGUGUCAACAAUCAAGGUCUUUUGCGUGUGGGCUUGCUCGAUGGACAUGGCAUUCGCGGCGUCGACAGAGGAGGCAAAUCCGACCCCUUCGCCGUAUUCACCCUCAACGGCCAACGGGUCUUUAAAUCCCAAACCAAGAAGAAGACACUCACACCCGAAUGGUUUGAAGACUUUGUCGUGUCUGUGCCCUCGCGUGUCGGCGCAGACUUCCGGGUGGAGGUGUUUGACUGGAAUCAAAUUGAGCAAGCAAAAUCUUUGGGCUCAGCGUCAAUUGCCCUUGACGACCUCGAUCCCUUUUCUGGCGUCGAGCGCACUGUGCAAUUAUCGCACGAAAAGCACGGCGACAAGGGCGAACUGCGGAUGUCGCUCCUAUUCCAACCGGAAAUCAUCGCCAAGUCGCGCAAGAACACGUCGACUUUUUCUGCUGCUGGGCGCGCGAUGACACAGAUCGGCUCAAUCCCAGUGGGCGCAGGCAAGGGCGUGUUCCAUGGAGUGACCGGGAUCUUCAAGCACGACAAGGACGGCGACCUCGAGAACGGCGUUGUGUCUGGAUCUCCUAAAGCCACAUUGAACCAGGAUCUUCCCGGCUCGCAGAUGUCGCAGCCGGUUGGUGCGUCGGAACACAUGGGCGGCGAUGGUGCCGUCUUCCCUGCUAUAGGCAAGCCGGACUCUGUUAAGGCCGAACCUGGGACGCUGAGAGUCACAGUCUUGAACGCGAAGGAUUUGUUGGCGGGAGGCGACAGUGUGAAGCCAUACGCUGUGAUCAAGGUCGGAGACAAGGAGCAGAAGACGAAGCACGCGGGAAAGACACUGGCUCCUGAGUGGAAUGAGUCCCUUAUAUUUGCUGCUGGCCCUUUCACGCCCAAGCUCUAUGCAUACAUCCAUGAUCACAAGACGCUUGGGAAAGACAAGCUCUUGGGUGAGGCAGAAGUCGACAUCUGGCGGCAUAUACAACCCGUCGGGACUUCCGCUGCCGAUGUGUUUGUCGAAUUGCGGGAAGGUCAAGGCCUCCUCCGACUACGGCUGGAGUUCGACGCAGACAGCAGCAUUCCUACCGGCCCAUAAGGGGACGCAGACCCGGUUCGGACAGGGAUGAUUGAUUAUUGGAUUAGCGACUCUGCGCCCCUCAUUUCUCCCUUCUAUUUUAGUCGUACGCCACCACAAUCUCUUUUUGAGAUCGAUUUCUCUUUGAAUAUAAAAUAUGGUAGGACCGAGCAGUGACGCCUGCGAAGGGCGUCGCCGUAAUGGGGUUUGUCCAUAAUUUUCGGCGAUGUUCUUGUUUACCUCUUUUUCGGCCAUGUCAUAGCCUCUGUCCUCGGACUUCUAGCUGUAUUUCUCUGCAUUUUCGUUCUUUGUACUAACAAUAUAUAUAAUCCCAUUUUACUGUUAGCGGCUCACUCG
This is a messenger RNA of Heterobasidion irregulare TC 32-1, 4635 nucleotides long. Its product is annotated as lipid binding protein. NCBI's taxonomy places the organism in Eukaryota, Fungi, Basidiomycota, Agaricomycetes, Russulales, Bondarzewiaceae. The coding region runs from base 1 to 4299 and encodes 1432 amino acids. The record is from RefSeq and is a predicted model, not a curated record. The transcript has 18 exons. Gene Ontology annotation, molecular function: lipid binding.